UUUGUUUUCCAUGAAGAUGUUUCCCUAAAACUGAAAAGGUAAGAAGUCACCGUGGUAACAGCACCUAUUCCUGUCUUGUUAAUCGGUUUACAGCUUACGCCAGUCGGCUCCAUCUGUGUCUCUCUGUAAAUAGUUGUUAAGUGUCACAGCUUGAAAGAAGGAAAUGCAUGACGAACAGAUUUCUGCCAGUGAAGGUAGAAUCCUCGCAUUAAUGUUGCAAGAAUGCACGUGUCAGCCUUAGAGGGGGAUUAGCUCCUGAUUAUAAUUCACAACUCUGACUCCCACAGCGAGACGGGAGCUGCAUAAUGAGAGGUUUAAAAACUGGAACACUUAUAGGGGAAAAAGCUGAAUUUACUGUAGCUCUGAUAUUUGGCUUUUGGACCCUGUGCACAGGAGGCCGCUUGCAGGUAGCUGUCAGUAUUACUGAUCAACGCGCAUGUCCACUCUCCCUUGGUGAGGCUGAAGCUGCUUAAUCUCGCCGAACAAGCGGACAGAGCACAGACGUAGAGAUUCAAAUCAACAUGAGCUUUACGAUCGAAGAGAGGGGCAGGCCGAACACCCAGGACUACAGAGUCUUUUUCAAAAACUCAGAUGGAAAAUACGUCUCGCCGUUUCAUGACGUGCCCAUCUAUGCAAACGAAGCAGAGAACAUUUUUCAUGCCGUUGUGGAAGUUCCGAGAUGGACAAACGCGAAGAUGGAGAUAGCAACAACAGAUCCUCUUAAUCCACUGAAGCAAGAUGUAAAAAAGGGGAACCUUCGUUAUGUAGCCAAUGUCUUUCCCCACAAAGGUUAUAUCUGGAACUAUGGGGCUAUUCCACAAACAUGGGAGGAUCCCAACCACAAAGACAGCGACACUGGAUGCUGCGGGGACAACGAUCCGAUUGAUAUCUGUGACAUUGGAAGCAAGGUGUGCUCUCGGGGAGAAAUAAUCAAAGUGAAGGUAUUGGGAACCCUGGCUCUGAUCGAUGAGGGUGAAACCGACUGGAAGGUCAUUGUGAUCAAUACUGAGGACCCAGAAGCAGGCGACUUUAACAAUAUUGAUGACGUGAAGCGGCUUAAACCAGGAUAUCUUGAGGCGACCGUUGAUUGGUUUAGACGAUACAAAGUCCCCGAUGGAAAACCUGAAAACCAGUUUGCUUUCAACGGCGACUUCAAAGACAGGGACUUUGCCAUACAAACAGUGAAGAGUACACAUGAGUUUUGGAAAGCACUGAUAUCCAAGAAGAGCAACGCUGGAGAGUUAAAUUGCAUGAACACCAGCAUCGCUGACAGCCCUUCCUGCUGCUCUGCUGCAGAUGCUGCAGCUGUGGUUAAUUCUGCCUGUGCUUUUGGACCAGGAGAACCCAUUCCAACCUCAGUUGAUAAAUGGUUCUACUAUGAAACGUAAGAGCAGGAAGCUACACAUGGAACUUGAAAAGAAUCAUUCUUCCUACAAAUCCAUCACCAAGUUUGAAGAUUCAAUCUGAGCCAGUUGUAGAUUUCUUUGUUCCCUCAUGAUCUGUGGGUGUUAUUCUCAACAAAAUACCAUUCUGAUCAUGUAAAACACUCUCAUGCCUCUUUGGUCCAUUUGGGAACAAGAGUCCUUGUAACAAACAUGUAACAAACACGUUUUCUUGUAACAAACAAGUUCACCAAUAAAUCUAUCUAUCAUUAUCUGCUUGCACAAUAUAGUGUAUUGAUUUUUUUUCUUCUUAUUUUAUAAAACAUUAUUAUACAGCUUUGACAUGUCCUGAUGCACUGAACGUGGAUCUAAAGGUAUCAUUUUGUAAUGCAGUCUAUUAUGUAAUACUGGAAAAGAGCUCAUUCAUUCCCGAAAAGGUUUUGUGCAAAAUCCAUUUAGCAACAUCAGAAAUUUGAACUUUGCCAUUCCAAUAAUUCUUUUGAACAGUGUUGUUCUGAAGGUGAAAGGGUAUGGCUGUGAAAGAGAAAACCCCCCUAAAAUGUUCUUGCAGGAUUCGGCUUGUCAUAAAGGUUAAAUUCUGAUGUAGUCUCAAGUUAUAGUAAGAAAAACUAAAAGGUGCUCUGCAACAAGAUAGAAACUUACAGGACUGGGACUAUAAUGGAUGACUCAUGUCUGACAAGUUUGUUGUGAUUAUGUAUUCAGAAUGCUUUGCUCAGAUACCCUUGAAUAAAAUCCAAUGUCACCACUGUACAAA
Molecule: messenger RNA, 2157 nt
Organism: Fundulus heteroclitus (mummichog)
Lineage: Eukaryota; Metazoa; Chordata; Actinopteri; Cyprinodontiformes; Fundulidae
Gene: ppa1a
Product: inorganic pyrophosphatase 1a
Exons: 11
Coding region: 522-1388 (288 amino acids)
Biological process (GO): phosphate-containing compound metabolic process
Cellular component (GO): cytoplasm
Molecular function (GO): inorganic diphosphate phosphatase activity; magnesium ion binding
Source: RefSeq, a predicted model, not a curated record